AUGCAGGAAUACAAGGGAUAUGGGCACUUCAAAUUGGAAAGGCAUGCUCUAAACUUGCUUAUUGCUGGACCGGCUUUGUGGGUGCUCGGAUCCAUACACAACUCAUGCCAGAUAUAUGAGAGAGCUGAUGGGCAUGUACAAAUCUUGCAACAGAGCGUCCACAUCCCAUUUUUAAUGGGAAGUUUGCUAUUCUUGGUUGGUUCCAUUCUCAAUAUUCAUGAGCAAGCAGGACGGGGCUAUCAUGGACUGAAGCUAUUGGGCAAGACUUGGGUCUGGACAGGCAUCUGUGGAAGUCUAAUGAUUUUUAUAGGGGGAUUAGCAAACGCAGUCAAGGUGUUCAAGAUGCAGCAAAUUGAUGGACUACGGUUAGAGAAAUUGAGAGGAGGGGCUCAAGAGCGUUUG
Messenger RNA from Populus euphratica (Euphrates poplar), 402 nucleotides. RefSeq lists its product as uncharacterized. The annotation marks the transcript as partial. The record is from RefSeq and is a predicted model, not a curated record. NCBI's taxonomy places the organism in Eukaryota, Viridiplantae, Streptophyta, Magnoliopsida, Malpighiales, Salicaceae. The transcript has 2 exons.